AUGGCCUUUCCCUGGCUUCUCCCCAGCCUCAUCUUGAUGGGGGCCUCCUUUGGCUCUGGGGCCCCUGCCAGUGACCCGGAGCUGAGCAUUACCCCCAGGAUCAUCAAUGGGACAGAUGCUCGUCCUGGUGCCUGGCCCUGGCACGUGUCUUUGCAGACUCAUAGAGGUGACAUCAUCUGUGGGGGUUCCCUGAUCAACAGGUUCUGGGUGAUCACCGCCGCCCACUGCAAUAUCACGAAAGAUGACUUGGUUAUCGCUGGGCUGUAUGACCGAAGGGCCCCUUUGGAUAGAAUUCAGAUACUGAAUAUUGCCCAGGUCUUUGUGCACCCCAUGUACAACGUGAACUAUCUCCUCGCUGACAUCGCCCUGUUGAAGCUGUCGGCUCCUGCCCGCUUGCACGCCACUGUGUCGCCAGCUCUCUUGCCCACUGUGGAUGAGCAGUUCUUUGAGGGAACUCAGUGCGCCAUUAUGGGCUGGGGGGACACCCACCCUAACAACAACAAGAUCCCUGUCAAGUUGCAGCAGGCCACUGUGCGCCUCGUGUCCAAGGCCCGCUGUAAGCAGCACUGGGGCAGAUACCUCAGCGACUCCAUGAUGUGUGCAGCAGCCCACGGCACCUGCAAUUGCGAUGGUGACUCUGGUAGCCCCCUGAUAUGCCCGAAGGAUGGAUUCUGGAAACUGGCGGGCAUCGUGUGCUUUGGCAGUAGAAGUUACAACACCAGGAUGCCCACUGUGUACACCCGUGUGACUGCAUUCAGACCCUGGAUCGAGGAGGUCCUGGACCACAACUGA
Molecule: messenger RNA, 792 nt
Organism: Condylura cristata (star-nosed mole)
Lineage: Eukaryota; Metazoa; Chordata; Mammalia; Eulipotyphla; Talpidae
Product: chymotrypsinogen B-like
Exons: 7
Coding region: 1-792 (263 amino acids)
Biological process (GO): proteolysis
Molecular function (GO): serine-type endopeptidase activity
Source: RefSeq, a predicted model, not a curated record